AUGUUUACGUCACAGCGACAGCUUCGACAAAGCGGGAGUCCGAUAUCAUCAUCACAGUCAUCACAGCGUUCUUCUGGCAAGGCGUCGCCAAUAUGUGGCUCUCCGGCGUCAAAUCACAGUUAUGGAAGGGACUUACAGGGCUUAGUAGGAAUUGAUAUACCUGCAAGUGAGUCCGCGUUUAACAGGGUUAACAGCAGCGAUACCCUCUAUUUUAGGCCCAAGAAGAUUUAUAAGAUGGAACAUGAACACCCGUCACGGUCUACUCUAGUACAGCUUCAUACGAGAUCACAGCCGGACGAUGCCGCCAGUAAUCAGAUGAAACCUGAAGACGGACCUAGGGGCAUGGAGUUGGCAGAUUCCUGUGGCAAACAGUCUUUAUACACUAUGGGGGCCGAGUACGUUCCAGAUUUAGACUUCACUAAGCUAGUAAAGGAUUGGCAGAAGUCAAGUGACGAUUUGUAUGAGUUCAGAAGUAGCGCUACUUCGCAGGUGGAAAUCAAAGACAAUAGUAAAACCAACUACGAACUGUGGAGCUCACCGGAUGCAAUGUUAAGCCAAAACAAACUUCGAAGAAACAGUUUCUUACAAGAUAAUAGUGAUUCAUUGAGUACGGAAGACUCUCUUUUAUCAAGGGAUUUGCAUUCUAAGGUCAAACCUAUCCCUCUACCUAGAAGCGGUCAACCAAUAUUUACGCCUCUCUCCAAUUUAGAGGCGGAAAGACGGUCCUCGUAUACAACUAGUAGUAACAAUAAUAGCAUAACACAAAAUAAUAAAUUUUCCCUCGCCAAGUUAAAGAAUUCGCUUCCGAUCCAAAGCUCUGCAGUUCCCGCUUCCUUUGACUCGAAUGCUUCAUCACUAAACUUUCUUCCGACUACGACAUUAUCAACUUUAUCAGAACUACAAAUAAGCCCCAAUGAUAUGAUGGAUUUAAUUCAGAAACUUCCCAGAAACUUUUUAAAUUUGCCGUACUCUCAAAGGAAAAAAGUCAUUAUUGAGCAUGCACCCUAUCAAGACUACAGAGCUAUGAUGUCAUUGGUUAAAAAAUUCAUGUUGACAUCUUCUAGAAGCAAUUUUUCUCUUUCUGGCUUCGCCAAUAAUGCUUCGGUUACAGACACGGCAAUUAAUGAUAAUAACAUCAAUAAUAGAAAUACAUCCAAUAUUAGCAACGAUAACUACUUAAAUGGGCGUCAGCUUCAAAGAUCUAGGCACGGCUCCAUUGCGUCUCAAUUUUUAAGCUCUUUUUCACCUUCCAUGACGUCAAUAGCUAAAAUGAACUCAAACCCCUUGGGUGGGAGCGCUGGUGGUAGUGUAAGACCGGACGAUAAAGGUAUGGAAAUAUUAGGCCAUCGUUUGGGUAAGAUCAUAGGUUUUGGAGCAUGGGGGAUCAUACGUGAAUGUUUUGAUACCGAGACAGGUGUAAGUAGAGUGAUAAAAAUUGUGAAGUUUAAAGGACACCAAAAUAUUAAGAAGCAUGUAUUGAGAGAAGUGGCUAUAUGGAGAACUUUGAAGCAUAAUAGAAUACUACCGCUUUUGGAUUGGAAGCUAAUUGAAGACUAUGCAAUGUACUGUUUAACCGAAAGGAUUAACGAUGGUACCUUGUACGACUUGGUAAUAUCUUGGGAUGAAUCGAAACGCUCUAAAAUACCAUUUGCAGAGAGAUGUAGAAUGACCAUAUUUUUAAGUAUACAGCUAAUCUCCGCUUUGAAGUACAUGCAUUCCAAGAGCAUUGUUCAUGGUGAUAUAAAACUAGAAAACUGUCUUUUACAAAAAGAGCAAAAAAAAUCGGAUUGGAAGGCUUUUCUAUGUGAUUUUGGGAUGAGCUGUCAUUUCGAUGAGAAACAUCUUUAUCGCGACGAUAUUUCUGAUGAAAAUAUCAAUAGUGGUAAUAGAUUCAGCAAAAGAAAAAAUGGUAAACAAACAGAUUUGGUAAAGUAUCCCACAACAAAUUUUUUACCUGAUGAGUUAGGCAACGAUUUUGAUGUGUGCGACUUAAAAUAUCAAUUUGGGCACCGACAGCAUCAGUCCUUUACCCCGAAAGGAAUGGUUAGUUCCAGUUCCCACUCACUGAAGCAUCUCAAUCAACCACCUUCAUCAUCAUCUUCUAAUUUGUUUCACAAACCAGCCUCUCAGCCUCAGCCACAACACCGGAGCCCCUUUCACGAGAGGCAUAAGACUACUGUUUUGCCAAAUUUGGGACCCGAACCUUCUAAAUAUAUUGGAUCUUUACCUUACGCUUCCCCAGAACUUUUGAAAUAUUCGGAUACAAGACGUUCAAGAUCGAUCGAAAUGCAUAUUUAUGAUUCACCGGAUUCUUCACAAUCAGAAAUUAGUGCAGUAUCAUCAUCUUCCUCUAAUUUAUCUUCUAUAUCAUCCUCCGCAGACGCACCUGUAGUCACCAAAUCUGGAGCAACUGUAAAUUCACCAUCUAAUUUCUCAACGGACUUACCAUGUAUUAUCUCUCCAUUAGGACCAGCGUCUGAUAUAUGGGCCUUGGGAGUAAUGCUAUAUACCAUGUUAGUAGGAAAAUUACCUUUCAAUCAUGAGUUCGAACCGAGGUUACGCUCUCUGAUUAAAGCAGGCGAUUUUGACCGAUUCUCUUUAGCACAAGUCUGCAAAUUUGACAGAAAACGUAAGGAAGAUAUGAUUGGUCAAGGCCUGUAUGAUACAGUUAUUGGAUGUUUGACUAUCGAUUUGGACAAGAGAUGGAAACUUGAAAAAAUAGAUGAGGUUCUCAAAAAGGAAAUGGAACUAAGCGCGACCAAUAUUGGUGAAAAAGGCAUAUGA
Molecule: messenger RNA, 2784 nt
Organism: Saccharomyces mikatae IFO 1815
Lineage: Eukaryota; Fungi; Ascomycota; Saccharomycetes; Saccharomycetales; Saccharomycetaceae
Gene: NNK1
Product: protein kinase NNK1
Exons: 1
Coding region: 1-2784 (927 amino acids)
Biological process (GO): protein autophosphorylation; peptidyl-serine phosphorylation; intracellular signal transduction
Cellular component (GO): nucleus; cytoplasm
Molecular function (GO): ATP binding; calmodulin binding; calcium-dependent protein serine/threonine kinase activity
Source: RefSeq, a predicted model, not a curated record